AUGCCUUCCUUAAAGCCCAACAAGACAGGUAAAAAGGGACGUGGCUUGGGGGCCUUAAGCGAGUCAAGCGAGGCUCAUCCCACAGAAAACUCUUCUUCCUCGAGUCUGACCUCGUCUUCUCGUCCUCCUGCAACCUCUGCAAUCUCUUCAAAUUCCAUUGCACGUUCAUUCUCAACUCAUCCUGUUUCCCAACCUCAGAUACAAUCUCAUCACAUUUCAUCACCUAGUCCAGUUUCAACUGGCUGUUGCUCCCAGUGUACCAAGUCUCGACUGUCUUCCUCAUCGACUCGACCUUCUUCGUCUCGAUCUACCCAUUCUCAUAUCUCUCCCUCAUCAGCAGGACCAUCAUCUCGUCCUCGCUCACUAGCAUCUUCUUCUCGUGCUCGUUCUUCUCACAUUUCUCCAAACCCCCUUAUUCCCUCACUUUCCACCACUCCACGUCGUCCACCAGGUUCUCGCCGACGUCGUCGUGUCAGCCCCUCUUCCAGUCGUAAGGACGCAAUGGCUCCUGCGUCUAAGUCCACUUUUGGCGGAGUCCUCACUGAUAACGAGCUUGGUAACUUGCAAUACCAGCUUAAGUUACGUACCAUGGAGCUUCACCCAGACCAGUGGCCUGCUGAGGCGUUCCCAGCUGCAUUGCGUUCUUUAAUCAACAGUAACGCUUCUGAGCUUUCCAAGGUCGUGUUCAUCAACAAGGGCCAUCUCUACCUGCUCAUGAAAACAAUGACAGAGGACGUCAAAGAUGAACGCAGCAACGUGCAACUGGUCAUGCUGAAGCCUGUUCCUUCCGCCGUCUUUCAAAACGACAUCGUCUGGGAUUGGAACAUCGCCCCUCACUGUCGCUUCACUCAUCUCGAAGCUCAGCAGACUCUCAUCCUCCACAUUGCGAAGGAGACGCGUUAUAUGGAAUCAUUGCCUGCGUCUGAAAUGAUCUAUGAUGACACCGAUAUGGGAGUUCAGGGUCAUGCUUUGGGCCGUUUCAAGUACGGUCUCAACAAAAAUUUGGUUGCAAUGGGCAUCUCCGGAGAGGAGUGGGAGUUCGUCUACAACCAAUCCCGUUACAGCCGUGGUGCCAUCAUCCUCGACGGAAAUCCAGCUGCUCACGAAUCAACUCACUCUUGUGAUCGCAUGUUCAUCCCACGUAGCAACUGCAGUCUCCAAGUUGAUGCAAACCAGAAGCCUUGGCCCACUUUGGUCGUUGAGACAGGCCCUGCGUAUUCCAACACUGCUUCACGCUUGUAUCUCCAAUACUGCGCUGACUGGUGGUUCACUCAGAGCCAAGGUGCUACCAAGUACGUCGUGAUCAUGUACUUCAAUUACGCACGAGUGGAAACCAUCGCCGAGCUGUGGGUUUCAGAAUCUGUCCCACCAUACACCAAGUCCCUUGUUCAAACCGUCGUCGUUAAUCUCCAGAAAGACAACAAGGGUAAAAUCCACAUCAUCGUGACUGGUGAGCCUAUGAAAUUCGACUUUGAGACCUUGAUGGCUCGCAAGAAGCGUGAAGGCGAGAAGGACAUCGUCUUCGACAAAGGACUCAUGAACGGAUGGGGGAAUGCCUUCCAGUGUCCCUGGCCCAAUCUCGGUCCCAAGCGUCGCAACAACAUGAAGAUGUCUGGUAUUAGUAUGGAAACCGCCCGCCAGAUCCUCGGGUGUCCCCUCGAAAGCGUCAAAGAACAGCUUGGUCCUGCAUUGACUGAGGCGUUGGAGAGGGCUGAGAAGUUCUCCAAGACCGUCAAGGCGGGGGCCAAUAUCCCCAAAUCGCGCAUGAAGGUCACUUUGACUCAGGGUGGUGGUGAGGAAGAGAAGAAGGUCGGGGGUAAGUUCGACCGAGAAGAGCAGCAGAUCCCGGUGGACCUAUCCAUCGAAGAGGCCAUGGUAAUCAUGGCCAAGAAGUGA
Molecule: messenger RNA, 1896 nt
Organism: Talaromyces stipitatus ATCC 10500
Lineage: Eukaryota; Fungi; Ascomycota; Eurotiomycetes; Eurotiales; Trichocomaceae
Exons: 2
Coding region: 1-1896 (631 amino acids)
Source: RefSeq, a predicted model, not a curated record